AUGCAGUUCCCCACCCUCCUCCUCGCCGCCCUCUUCGGGACCGCCGCCCUCGCCGCUCCCAGCGGCGCCAUGGGCCACGGCCUCGCCGCGCGCCUCGCCACGCGCACGCAGCGGCAAUCGCAGCCGCUCUCGCGCGUCGGCAGCGCCGCGGGGCCCGUGUCCGUCUCCGGCAGCAACGGCAACGGCAACGCGACUUCGCACGUCGAGUACUCGUCCAACUGGGCGGGCGCCGUGUACGAGGAGCCGCCGUCGGGCACCUUCACCGCCGUGUCGGCGACCGUCACCGUGCCCGUCCCGACCGCCACCGCCGCGGGCACGUACUCGGCGUCGGCGUGGGUCGGCAUCGACGGCGACACGUGCGGCUCGGCCAUCCUGCAGACGGGCGUGGAUUUCACGGCGACCAAGAGCGGGAGCAAGACGUCGUAUUCGUAUGAUGCUUGGUAUGAGUGGUACCCCGACUACGCGUACGACUUCAGCUCGUUCAGCGUCAGCGCGGGCGACGUCAUCGUCAUGUCGGUCGUGUCGUCGUCGUCGACGUCGGGGACGGCCACGCUCGACAACCUGACCACCGGCAAGACGGUCAGCAAGACCCUCUCUUCCAGCUCCGCCCUGUGCGGCGAGAACGCCGAGUGGAUCGUCGAGGACUUCGAGUCCAACGGCGAGCUCGUCGCCUUCGCCGACUUCGGCACCGUCCUGUUCACCGGCGCCUCCGCCAAGACCACCACCGAGACGGUCGGCACGAGCGAUGCCACCCUCAUCGACAUCAAGCAGGGCAACUCCGUCUUGACCUCGGCUUCGAUCCCGAGCUCGUCCGAGGUUGAGGUUACUUAUGAGUAG
Messenger RNA from Diplodia corticola, 837 nucleotides. RefSeq names its product aspergillopepsin-2 heavy chain. Lineage: Eukaryota; Fungi; Ascomycota; Dothideomycetes; Botryosphaeriales; Botryosphaeriaceae. Gene Ontology annotation, biological process: proteolysis. Gene Ontology annotation, molecular function: glutamic-type endopeptidase activity. The record is from RefSeq and is a predicted model, not a curated record. The coding region runs from base 1 to 837 and encodes 278 amino acids. The transcript is spliced from 2 exons.